GCUGUGAUUAAAAAAGCAGAUAUCUGCGGCUUAAUUUUGUAUAUUUCUUUAAAUUUUAAUUUUUAAACAAAAUUCCCGCUUUUUUGUGUAAAAUUCAUACAAAACUAUUCAAUAAAUUAUAAAUAUGGCAUCGAAUGGUGAAAUCACCGAUUGGAAGCGUCUGUGGCAGUUGAUUUCAGGAAUCCACUACGAAACACCCGAGGACACAGUCAAGGAGAAACUUCUCAAUGUAUCCAAAGAGCUGCAAGAUGGUCUCUUGCAAUUCAAAUGCUCAAAUUCAUCAAACAUCAAUCUGGAGACACUCCUUAAAGAGAAGAAACAAGAAAAAUUGUAUCCAUUUACCAAAAAGCUACAAGAACUUCUGGAUUUAGAAUCUAGUCAAUGCUGGCAAAUCCUUUGCUACUAUCUUUCCAAUGAGUAUCGUGGAUCAGCAAGUUCGCUGACUGCUUUCAUAUCAUCCGAGGGAAAUAUGGCCAAAUUGCUAGAUGACAUUUGGGGCUACUACUCCCUGGAACGAAUGAUUGUCCUCAAAGUGAUGAAGAAUCUUUUGAUAUUCUACAAAAUACCCGGACAUCCAUAUCACAACGAAUACAGACUGAUUGUCGAUAAGCUCUCGAUGUCCAAGCUUAGGGAUUCUUAUAUAAAGCAACUAGAGUUCUUAAUCGAUGCGAAUCCCCCAACAAAACUCACCGCCGGGGAAUUCUUGAACUAUCACAACAAACUGAAUUCAUGGGCGGAACGAAAUUGUCGUGAAAUCAACGAAACUCUGCACAUUCUUCUGCUGAUUAUUGACCAUGUAGGCGUGGAGGCAAAGCAGUUACAAAAACUGUUCGAUUGCUUCAAGAAACACUCAUUUGGGAGGCAGCAGCGUUACAUCGAUCCCAUGAAUGAGUUGCACCAACAGUUGAUGAAGAAAAUUGCCUUCAGUGAAGUUGCUUUGUUCCUUAAGGCAAUUGACUUUCCAAAUCCUCAGAAAACCGUCGGAGUUGAUGAGACCAUCAAACUACUGGAUAAAGACAUUGCUAGCAUGUAUCACAACGAAGAGAAUGGCCCAUUGCUUCUUUCUUGGAUGCUUUUGAAUCUGAGAAACAGCAGUCCCACUCAGGAGGACACUGUGAUGGCAAAGUAUGGACAAUUUGGAGUCCGAGCUGUGCAUUUGAAUGUCUUCGGGUUCCUCAAGGAUCUUGUCAGUCAUGAGAUGUUUAAGGACGACAGUUAUGUAUCGAAAGUCGUGCGGAAGACCGUUUACAAUCAGUUGACAUAUUUAUGUGACCUUUUUGACGCCGAUGGAUCUGUCAGUCGUCAUCCUUUUGUGUACGAGUUGUUAUGUGAGCUGAUUUCUUGGCCUACUUUAGCCAAAGAGUUUUGUUCUCAUGAAGAUGGCGGAGUACGUUCCCUCUACAACACAGCUUUGGAGUGUUUUCCUUUGAAUUUCAUUCACAUUUCCAUGAUAUCGAAUGCUUUGACAAAAGCAGGAAUGGGAAACUAUAUAAAAUCACAAUUGGAAUCGCUUCCCAUCUACACAGAGGUCUACGAUGAGUCAAAGUUCAUGCUCCAAGCAUCACCACACAUCGAAGAUGAAUACAUCCUCGUGCGUGACUUCUCCCCAUUCCCUCACAUCGACUAUACAAUUCGAUCGGGAACUUCAGCUGUGGUUAUGGAUCGUUCGAAAUCCUGUUGUGUCCAUUUCCGGACAAGCGUGAAUUAUUUCAAUGUUCUUCACCAUGAAAUCAACUGCUUACUCGACGAUGUCACGCGAUACACUGAAUUCAAUAACGAUCGAUUACAACGCAUAAACUUUGGUUUGAAAUAUCUCCAAUCGGCGAUUCUUCGUGCCAAGUCCUUGAAUGAAAUCUCCGCCGAGAUGGUCCAUCCCACAGAGUUGUGCAUUGAUCUGUUGAAUAAAUUCAAACUUACGCAAAAUCCUCCGAUUGAGCUUUUGGCAAAUUGUUUGAAUGUUUGUACUGCUCUGCUGCCGUUGGUCGAUAAGGAGAUAUUCAAUAGAGUUAUUAAUUUGAGUAUUUUUCCGGCGAUGAGUAAUGAGACGUUGGAUUAUAAGAAAUACGCACAUGGUGUGUGUUUUGAUUCGAAUCUCGUCGGGACUUAUUUGGUUGAUGUGGAGAAGAAGUCGGAACGCUAUGAGUUUUUGCUGGCUUAUCUGGGAUUUUUGAGGACCUAUGCAAAGAUGGGACGUGAUCGUCUGUUUCAAUUAGAGAUUCCCGGUCUUAUAUUUCUUCUCCGUGAAGUCUUCCCUCAUAUGCAUGCUUGGCGAUUUGAAUCACAACAUGAUAAAAACAAAAUCUAUUCAGAAAUCAUGGGUUUUAUUUGUGACAUUCUGGACAUGGUAACCACAGAAAAGGGGUCUAAAAAUCCAUCGAAGCAACUCUUGAGGAACAUCUGUGUCUACAGUUUACUUAACCUUGAGAAUGGUUUAGUUCUCCUGCGUUUCAUAGCAAUUGGCAAUCCAUAUUUGCAACUGUCAAUGGAAAUGGAAUCCAACUGGAUGGUUCUCUCUUCGAACGGGCUAAUUCUGCUAGUUCGUCUGUCAAUGCGGAUUUUAAUGCAACUUCUUCGACUUAAAACUUCGGUGUUUUCGAGUUCCGAAUUGUCACCAUUGGAGGCACUCAUUUAUACCCAACCCAAGCAGAGAGAUACCUUGAGGAUAAUUCCAGUUGUCACAAGCUACAUGAACAAUAUUUUUGACCGUUGGCUUCCACUUUUGUCGUGCCGACUCCUGAAACGUAUCGCUUUGGAAUUCAACAUGUCACUGCUGGCUUGUCUGGACAUGGAACCAGAUCAAAUACGUUUGACUUUCCUCAAUAAAUUACCCGAUGAUUUGGAAAGUGAUAACUUGAAAAUUGCCAUUUUGGAACUUGUUGAGGCAUGCAUAGAGAAACAGCCUGGUGUCACUGAGGCCUUCUUCAAUGUUAACUUCUCCAGAGACAAGACAAAAGAUAAGAAAUCGAAUUUGGGCGAUAGUAUUGUGACUUUCAUGGAAGACUACCUCGAUGCUGUAGCCAAAGUACCAAAUGCUGUGGAGAAUCCCCUACCAAGUCGUAUCAUGACCCUGUUUCAUUCUCUGUGGAAGAACAAUAUGCAAAGUUUAGUCGAGGACCUUGUCCAGAAACCAACAUUCUGGUCGUCACUUUGCAAUCCAUUGUUCGGAGAGGUUUCUCCAAACGUGAAGGCAUAUAGUCAGCUUUUUAACAUCCUGGGAAUCGAGGUAUUUUGCACGAGCAACAAGACCGAUACUGAAUUGAAGAAGGUCCUAAAUCGAUUCUUCGAGAGUUCGAAUUUCGAUGUGUGGCUUGAGUAUGUCUUCGAGUUGCCAAAUAUACCGCGAGCCUCACAAGCCGUCGAUGAGACACCCGAGUGGUUGAAUCGUUUGCAAGCCUUCAAAGGAUUCAUGUUAAUAUACCUUAAAAAGAACCCAACUGGCAUUGAAAUUCCUCAGAAAAAGUUCAAACUCCUUGCCGAGAAAUGUCUGCAGGUGUUGGUCGAACGUUCCGAAUACACCGAGGAUCUGAGGCCAUUCAUUAUCCUCUCCGAGUUGUUCCUCUUUAUAAUUCAGAGCUAUAAGCAUUCUUACACUGAGACAGCGGAAGAGGACAAACUCAUGCUUCAGCAACUCAUAAAGCUUCUAAGUGGUGUGGCUAGUUGUUAUGAGGAUCUGCAUAUUCGCGCCAAGGAGGCGUGUCUGUCGAUAACAAUAAAGUGCGCUGAGUUGCUUGCCGUCGAACUGCUGAAGGACUCAACCGUUGCUCUUAGCUUCCUCUAUUCUGUGGUGAGUAUUAUUUGCCGAGAGCUAAGUAACCUAGAAACCGAAGUCAAGGUUGAGAUGAAACUCGCUACGAAAAUGUCCGUCUGUGCAUCUUCAUCGAACUCUUUGGUUCUGAGCUUAAAUCUCCUCAAAACCAUCGCCGCCAUAUUUCACAAUGACGGUCCUGGUAACUGGGAUUUGCCAUUCAUUGCCAACAAGGUGUUCAAUCGCUUAUUAAGUUGCACAGGUUGGAUCUUACAAUUGAGCUCCAAGCAAAAGCUCUCCGUAGAACUUCUCGAUGUCCUGAUUGUCUUUGCAAAGGGAAAUUGCUCGCAGGAGUUUCUUUAUUGUGAUGUGGGGGAUUAUUUGUGGUUGAAGUUGUUGCCACCGAAGGAACUCCUGCAAGCCAACUACGCUAUGAAACAGCUACGUGAAAGUGAUUGGGCCGUUCAAAAGUGGUGGCCUAUUUACUCGCGAGGCAUAGAACUUGUAACGAUUCUCUUUCAAAAGCAUGGAUAUCAGUUUUUGAAAAAUGUCUUAACUUUCGUGGGAAUUCACGAAGAGUAUUUGAUGGAUUCAUUGCUUCUGGGUAAACAAUCCUUGGAACCCAGUGCCAUGGUUUUGAUUAAGAAUUCUGUCUUGCUGGUGGCCAAUUUAGUUGACUAUGAGAAGGAAUGGCGUUUGGAGCAUUCACACAGCUUGUUUAGCUUGAUGCGAUGUGUUCAAAUGCUUUUGGGACAUUCCAUAUCCAUGUUUAAUCAACCGAAAAAUCUAAAGAGUCUUGUUAUGGGACGACGAACACAGUUGGAUAUAAUCAAGGAGAGUGAAAGUGGUGGUCUUGUUGAUGAAGUGAUUACAGCAUUCAAUGACCUCACGGAGAUUAUAACACUUUGUGUCAAAUGCUUACUCAAGUUCAGUCCACCUUUAAUCGAUUUAAUCUGUGAACCAGAAUUCUUGGCAUGCAAAUGGGAGCCCCUGUUUGAGAUUCACUUUGGAGCUCCGAAACUCAAUGACACAAGUAUGCAACUUACCUUCGGAACGGUACUCAGCGUCAUUGGUGUCUUCACUAAAGUUCUCAAUUUGCAAAAUUAUGGUUUUAAUGAAGUUCCAUUGAACAUCUUGCCAGAGAAGGCAGAUCUCGAAGGUCAACCCGAUAGUAUUGACUCACCAAAACGCAACACCACAGCGAGUAAUAAUAAUCUGGCCAAAUCACCAAGUCAACGUGGAUUUUCCAAGUCAGUCUCCAUUACAUCAGCUUCUUCAGCUUCAGCACCACCCAACGAACUUCUUUCGAAUCUGGAUGGAGAACUUUGUCUUAUGGCCUUGGAGCAUGUUCUGAUGCUUGCAGCUUCCCAGAGUCUUUUGGCUUUUAAGAAUUGCCAUCUUCCCUCACGAGAGAAACAGCUUAUUCGACGGGAGAUCAGUACAGAGUUGAUAACCUACCAUGAAUUCAUCCGCAAGAAAGUUCUUAUCGACUUUCGCGAACACAAAGAGAUUUGGCACCGACGAAAGCACGGAAUCGCCUUGAUGAUGAAACCUGAAAGCGAAGAUCAAGAAUCGGCGGCGAGUUCGAGUCGAUUUUCCAAAACCCAGUCUGAUAAUGGAGCAGCCAAAAAAACCACCGACUAUAAGAAUUCAAUGCGUGUGAAUGUCGUUCGAAGGCUGCAUUUGCAAUCGCAGCAACAUCAACGAACUCCAGAUCCCGAGAGAAGAAAUUUCGAGAUGUCUCAAAUGAUCAGUCCAAUUACUUCGAAUUCGCAAGAUGUUCAGCAAUCAAAUCAACCAGCUGCCAUCUCAUCAACACCCAAUUUGAGUCGUCCUCCAAUUCGGCGACCAAGUGAAAUGUCAGUGAUAGACGAAGGUUCUAAGAAAGUUUGUUUUGAAGAUGAAAUCGAGGAGGAAAUUGAAUACUAUCCCGCUGAAGAACCCAAAUACAGUCCAUUGUCGUAUGUACAGAUGGUGGAGGAGGAUUAUUUGCACUUUAUGUCGAAUUUGUUUACUGUUAUUUGUCAAAGUGAUUAGGUUUAGAUUUGUUUCUUCUUAUAUUCUUGAGAUAAUAAGUUAAAUUUUUGUUCAAUAAAGAAAAAGGUUUUUUUUUAAA
Eupeodes corollae is the source of this 5861-nucleotide messenger RNA. It is a transcript of the gene Nup188, whose product is annotated as nucleoporin Nup188. Gene Ontology annotation, cellular component: nuclear pore inner ring. The coding region runs from base 125 to 5782 and encodes 1885 amino acids. The record is from RefSeq and is a predicted model, not a curated record. Gene Ontology annotation, molecular function: structural constituent of nuclear pore. NCBI's taxonomy places the organism in Eukaryota, Metazoa, Arthropoda, Insecta, Diptera, Syrphidae. Gene Ontology annotation, biological process: RNA export from nucleus; protein import into nucleus. The transcript is spliced from 11 exons.